Molecule: messenger RNA, 962 nt
Organism: Oppiella nova
Lineage: Eukaryota; Metazoa; Arthropoda; Arachnida; Sarcoptiformes; Oppiidae
Source: the annotation of a GenBank genome assembly
AAUGCAACUCAUCGUAUAUUCUGUAUUAUAAUACCAUUUAUUUUAAAGUUUUCUAUUUAUAAAGUUGGACUCAAAUGAUGCAUGUAUUACCGUAAUAAGCAAGGUGAUUCUUCAAGUGUCUAAUGAGUGAAAUAAGUGGUAAACGCAGGAGAAGUGAGUGUCAGACGAAUGGCACGAAUGUAUUCUUCAUCAGAGAUGGCAUUCAUAGGAAACGGAUGACAAUUCUCGAGAGAAACGCUCAAACUUUGGGUCUUGUAGUCAGUGACCACUUCCGUGAAUCCAUUGAUUAUAUAAUAUCUGACUUUGAAUACGAGGAACAAGUGAUGGAAUCGAUUGGAUGUGAUAUAAGAGAGUUGAAGGCAGUUGUGGUGAACACCCGAUGGCUCACCGAUAGUAUGCAAUCCCAACAACUCAUGCCUUUUAACACCGAUUAUCGCCUUAAACGCAGACAUAAGGGAAUUGAUUCCAAGUCUUCCAAUGAAUGUUCAAAAGAGUCAUCAAAUGGUGAUUAUAUUUGUCAGCGAAUGAGUUCACUUAAUCAUCAAAACUCUAAACUCUCGGAACCAUUGGAAGUGAUGGCCAAAGAGGCCAAACUGAGGGCACAUUUGUUUGAUACGGUUCGCUAUUUAGGCUUCAAGAAGGCGGCCGCUGUUCUCAAGUCGCUUCCAUUUGCUGUCAAACAUGUGGAUGAAGUGUCAUAUACCUUAGCCUGGUUUCUGACGUGUCAAAUGAAUGGACGGUCACCUGAAGUGUGUCUAUUUGAUGUGAAGAUAUUGCAGACCUCCUCCAAGACUACAAACAUUAUUAUCGGCCAUCACUUCGACGACGAUUUAGUGAACUUAAGACAUGAGUUGCAGUAUUCGGUGAUCAUUGACGCGGGAAGUAGUGGCAGUCGUGUCCACAUCUAUGUCUGGCCACCACAUAGUGGGGACACCAGACAACUGCUUCAGAUCCGAAUGCUU